AUGGAGAGAAUACAUCACAUGUCCUGUGAAUGUUCAAAGUCUGAAAUUGAUUUGUUCAGCAUCCCACCAACUCAAACAACUGUGGAGAAGGGGAAAUGGGUCCAAUUUUUUCCUCUUACAAACAUAUCGGAUUCUACACCCAUCCAAUUUCACCUUCAAGGCUCGACGGAGGAGUACACAGACCUCUCACAAAGUUUACUCCAUGUCCAAGCAAAAGUAGUCAAUGGAGAUGGCACACCUUUGGAUCAAGAUGCACAAGUGGGGCCAGCCAACAUGUUCUUACACUCUCUGUUCAGCGAUGUGGACUUGAUGCUGAAUGACAGACUCGUCACCCCAUCAACCAACACGUAUGCCUACAGAGCAGCCCUGGAAACACUUCUCACCUACGGACCCGAAGCCAAGGAAUCCCAGCUAACUUCUGCCCUCUUCUACAAAGACACGCCCGGUCACAUGGAUGACGGAAACCCUCUGAGCGUGGAUGCCGGUAACCAGGGACUGAGGGAGAGAUAUCGAUUUAUUCGAGGCAGCAAUACGGUGGACAUGGUGGGUCUUCUCCACCUCGACAUGGUCUUCCAAGACAGACUGCUCCUCGGUGGUGUGGAUAUUAAACUUAAACUCAAUCGCAGCAAGAAUAGCUUCAGUCUGAUGUCUGCCGCCGACAAUGCCGAUUACAAAGUCCUCAUCACCAGCGCAUCGUUACACGUGAGAAGAGUCAAACUUAGCCCAGAGGCUGCCCUUCUCCAUGCCAAGACACUGGAAACACAAACGGCCAAGUACCCUAUCCGACGAGCCGAGGUGAAGACAUUUUCAAUUCCACGGGGCAACCUGUCUUUUACCAGAGAAAGCCUCAUCUUGGGACAACUUCCAAAGCGACUCGUGAUUGGCUGCGUCAGUAACACAGCAUUCAAUGGGGACUACUCCAAAAAUCCAUUCAACUUUCAUCACUACGACCUGAACUUUCUGGCCCUGUACGCCGACUCGGAACAAAUACCAUGGAAACCCAUCCGCCCCAACUUUUCUGGACCUGACCCAAACUACAUCUUGGCAUACCAGACUCUCUAUUCCGGCAUCAAUUCAAUGUUUCACGAUAAAGGGAAUCAAAUAACCAGGACGGACUACAACAAGGGAUACACGCUUUAUGCAUUUGACAUGACACCAGAUCUUUCGACGGGAGAUUGCUUCAACUUGCGUAAACAUGGCAACGUUCGACUCGAGAUGCAGUUUGCAAGAGCACUACCAGAAACUGUAAAUGUGAUGGUCUAUGCAGAAUAUGAGAGCGUAAUAGAAAUAGACAGAAACCGCAAUGUCAUCAUUGAUUUUGGCGGUUGA
Molecule: messenger RNA, 1329 nt
Organism: Lytechinus variegatus (green sea urchin)
Lineage: Eukaryota; Metazoa; Echinodermata; Echinoidea; Temnopleuroida; Toxopneustidae
Exons: 1
Coding region: 1-1329 (442 amino acids)
Biological process (GO): deoxyribonucleotide biosynthetic process
Cellular component (GO): cytosol
Molecular function (GO): ribonucleoside-diphosphate reductase activity, thioredoxin disulfide as acceptor
Source: RefSeq, a predicted model, not a curated record